AAACCAUGGAAAUGAUGAAACGGAAAAUAAAGCGGGACCCACUUGUCCACAUAUUUCCUAAUUUUAUUUUGAAACUUUAUUACUAUUAUUAUUCUUUUUAAUUUUGCAAAUUUCCCGCCGUCGUUCAUCCAUUCCAAUUCCAUUCCAGUCCCGACUGUUUGCACAAUUUUCCAUCUGAGCAAAAACCUCCAUGCCAUUCUCGAAGCCGAUCAGCGACUCUUCUCUUCUUUUGAUAUGAAACCGAAUCGCAAACUCAAGAGAACCGAUUCAUCUUCAAAGCUUGUAUUGGAGGAAAUUAUCGGUACCACUACAAAGAACAACAAUGGAUUGGCUUCCAACGUCAAUUCUGCAAACUGUGUCUACGUGGCCGGAUGCGUUGUGGUUGUGCACAAUGUUGAUUCUGGUACUCAAUCGCAUCUCGUGGUGCCUCAUCGGUUGUGCAAACCUCUGAGCUGUGUGGAAAUGUCCCUGGAUGGCCGCUUCGUGGCUGCUGGAGAGUCAGGGCCUCAACCUGCAGUCUUUGUGUGGGAUUUAGCUGGCAUGGCCUUUGUAUCAGAACUGAAAGGUCAUCCGUAUGGUGUUGCUUGUCUUGCUUUUUCACCUGAUGGGAAAUAUCUAGUGUCUGUUGGGGGAUACAUAUAUGUUUGGGACUGGCGGACUACAGCGUUGUUAACAAAGCUCAAAGCAAGUUCAUCUUGUUCGGCCAUCUCAUCUAUUUCCUUCUCAUCAGAUUCAAAAUCCAUUUUAACCGCUGGGAAGAAGCACUUGAAAUUCUGGACAAUUACAUCUCCUAAGACCCACUUUAAUUUAGGGACAAGUUCACUGUCUUUGCAUGGAAAGCCUGUUAAUCUUGGUCCGCAUCAAGGAAGCUCAUUUGUUUCAAUUACCUCUGGCUUUUUGGCGGACGGUAGCUCAGGUGAAGUUUUUCCGAUGUAUGCAUUGACUGAAACAGGUGUCCUUUGCCUGGUGAACUCUGGAUUUUCAGUAACAAAGUCCGUCAAUUUAAAGGUCGAUAAAAGUUUCGCUGUAUCUGCAUCUAGCAAGUUAAUUGCUUGUGCAUGCAGCAACGGAAUAGUACAACUUUUUGACGCUGAGAAUCUUCAGUAUGGUGGAAGUUUAGUCUAUUCAAGAUCCAAGCAAUUCGUCGGGGCAAGCAAUAUUGUUUAUCCCAUUAAAGAUGACGGAAAUGUUACACAAAACUUACCUGCCCUUCCUGAUGCAGUUGCAUGUUAUUUUUCAACCUCAGAAAAGCUUGUGGUUGUUUAUGGAGAUCACUAUCUUAACAUAUGGGACAUCCAUGAUCCAAAGCAGGCUACCAGGUCUUGUGUGCUAGUUUCGCAUUCUGCUUGCAUAUGGGAUAUCAAGGUUCUUUGUUGUGAGAACAUGCACGAUCCGUCUCUUGCUUGUGUUGCUAGAGGUUGUUCAGGAGGAAUGUCUUUUGCAACAUGCUCGGCAGAUGGUACUAUAAGGUUGUGGGAUCUAGCUUUGGAACCGGAUUCAGAAGAUGCAAUAGACAAUCAAAGCACUACACGCUUUGAAAGUGCUGGAAUAUUUGAACGAGAAACUGUGGAGGCUGGUUGUAGCACUCAAGGCUUUCGUUCUCUGGCAGCAAGUUCAGAUGGAAAAUACCUUGCUGCUGGUGACUGUGAUGGAAACAUUCACAUAUUUAACCUGCUAACUUCUGAUUAUACAUGUCUUCAGGGUGCUCAUGAUGCAGAGGUCCUAUCAUUAAGCUUUAGCUUGUUGAGUAGAAAUGAUGCUAUAUCUAAAGAAGUUAUACAAAGUUAUUACUACCUUGCUUCAGCAAGUCGAGAUCGAAUUAUCCAUCUUUACAAUGUUGAAAGGAAUUUUGAUCUCACUGAUACUAUUGUUGAUCACUCAGCAGCUGUAACUUCAGUAAAGAUCAGUUGCAAUGGACACAAAAUUAUAAGCUGCAGUGCUGACAGGUCUUUGAUUUUCCGUGAUUUCACGACAACAGAUAGUGGUCAUAUGAUUUCCCGCAGUCAUCACCAAAUGGCAUCUCAGGGUACUGUCUAUGAUAUGGCUAUAGAUCCUAAAAAGGACGUUGUUGUUACAGUUGGGCAGGACAAGAAGAUCAAUACAUUUGAUGUUGCUUCUGGGAAGCUAAUAAGAUCUUUCAGGCUCGAGAAAGAUUUUGGAGAACCAAUAAAAGUUGCAAUGGAUCCAAGUUGCAGUUACCUUGUUUGUUCCUAUUCGAACAAGUCUAUAUGCAUGCACGAUUUCAUUACUGGGGAAAUGGUUGUACAGGCAAUGGGGCACGGUGAAGUUAUUACUGGCGUUAUUUUCACACCAGACUGUAAACGCAUUAUUUCUAUAGGGGGAGAUGGUUGCAUUUUUGUAUGGAGACUUCCUGCAUUUUUAUCUUCAAGUAUGCAUCAGAAAAUGAAUGAAGGUUCUGGUCCAUUGUCUCCAGGAAGCAUGACUCAGCCUAUACCUUUUAGUAGAAUCAUGAUUUACGAAGAGGAUGGAGAUGAAGCAAAGCAACAUGCAACCAAUUCUGGUGAUGAUUCCAAGCAAGAUGGUUUUCGAGUGCUUCAUCAAGGAGAAGCUGCUCCGGAGGCAACAUUUAGAUUUAGCAUUUCAAGACUGCCCAGAUGGGCACAAUAUAAAGUAACAAACUCUGACAAUGCCCAAAUAAAUCAUGAGUCCACACCUUUGCAGAAAAGUUGCUGUUCUUUGGUUAUUGAUGAUCACGGAAAUGCACCUCUACUUCCAGAACUUCAAAUUUGUUCUGACCACAUCCUUGGAUCUGUUAACUCCUGCACCAGCAGCUUAUCCGGAAACUCUUCUGACAAUAGCAAUACUAAUGAUUCUCAUGUGCCUCAAGAAACUUUUAGCCGCUGGCUCUCCAUUUAUAACGUGUGUCUAGAUCUACCAAGUUCUCCUGAAAUGCAGAAUUUUAUGGACAGAAAAUCGGCGUCUUCCACUAAUGGACUACAAGAUGCAGCAAAGCUACCAGCUUUUAACGGAUGCUCUUCUGGUCAAGCUAGUAAUGAUAUAGAUAUUGGGGGAGAGUUGACUUCUAGUAAGAUUGCCAUCUUUCAUAAUUUUUCACCUAGUAAGCGUGAAUUUCACACGAGAAUGAAUGAGGUUCAUUCUGGGGAAAUGAAAGAGCUGCUUUCCAGUAAUGUGAAAAGUGAAAAGCAAGCAAUUGGAGAUAGUAUUCCGUGCCGCAUUAAGGCUGAAGAUGGUGAUCUAUUCAAGCUACAUUAUGGCAGUUUGUCAACGUCACAUAAGAAGAAUGAAUCAGCAGCAAGGAGAAGAUACUCUUCCAAAUAUGUUGUGCAGAAGGACUGUCUUGGAAGCAGCAAAAGACUUCGAAUGCUGCCUUAUGACUAUGGUUGUACAACUUUGAAUUACGUUGACGAAGCUACUAAUCAUUCUCCAUCAGAGAUAAUGCCAAGUCAGGUUUUGGCAGAGCAAGAACUGGAUUUUACAAGAACGACAGAGACCUUGCUAAGCUCAAAGUCAUUGCACUUUUCACAAAAUGAAAGCUAUCCAGGUGAAAAAGAGUCAAAAAGAGCAAAGCUGACAGAAGGAAAUAAUGGCAGUUCUCCAGCUCCAAGUGAACUGGAGGAGAAACGAACUAGUUGUAGGGAAGUUCUACUUGGUUUGGAUGCUGCAGCUGAGAAUGCAGUUCAGUUCUUCUCAAGAUUAGUUGCCCCCGCUUGUCAUGAAGAUAGUUUACAUGAAUCUGGAUUGGAGUUGUAUGAUGAAGCAGCCAAAUUACUUCCCUCAAUUAUAGAGAAAAUUAAUGCAGUUGCCAAAUUGGCGCAAUGCAAGAACAAAGAUAAAUGUGAAAGUACGAAAGAUGUUACUAUUACAGGAUUUGAACCUCUGUUAGGAACAUUUGCUAAGAAUCUUUCUGAAAAGGUUGAAAUUUUGAGGAAGAAUCUUGGUAGGAAUUCAUAGUUUUCUAUAAAUACCUUUGUACAAUGAAGUUCCGCCUAAUUAUGGUAAACAAAUUCAAAGGUAA
Benincasa hispida (wax gourd) is the source of this 3997-nucleotide messenger RNA. RefSeq names its product Transducin/WD40 repeat-like superfamily protein. Lineage: Eukaryota; Viridiplantae; Streptophyta; Magnoliopsida; Cucurbitales; Cucurbitaceae. The record is from RefSeq and is a predicted model, not a curated record. Gene Ontology annotation, molecular function: protein binding.